Molecule: messenger RNA, 1564 nt
Organism: Astyanax mexicanus (Mexican tetra)
Lineage: Eukaryota; Metazoa; Chordata; Actinopteri; Characiformes; Acestrorhamphidae
Gene: henmt1
Product: HEN methyltransferase 1
Exons: 6
Coding region: 62-1246 (394 amino acids)
Biological process (GO): RNA methylation; piRNA processing; siRNA processing
Cellular component (GO): cytoplasm; nucleus
Molecular function (GO): RNA methyltransferase activity; O-methyltransferase activity
Source: RefSeq, a predicted model, not a curated record
GUCCAGAGUAGAAGGCCCAGAUCCUCCUCUGUCUGGGUACUCUUUAUUUUUUCUCUUUGAUAUGUGCAGAAACGGUUCUGACAGGAUGGCCGCUCUUUUCUCUCCUCCUCUCUACCUGCAGAGAUACCAGUUUGUGAUCGAGUAUGUUAAGAGGUUCAUCCCCAGGAAGGUGAUAGACCUGGGCUGUGCUGACUGUGGGCUCCUGAGGAAGCUCAAGUUCCACCGAAACGCUAUAGAAGUGCUGGCAGGAGUCGACAUCGACUGCGCUGCCCUCAGAGAGAGAGUGAAUGCAUUGGCCCCACUCACAAUUGACUACCUUCAGCCAAGUCCCAGGCCUCUGACCAUUGAACUCUACCAAGGGUCAGUCACAGAAAGGGAGCCAUGCACCCAGGGCUUUGACCUUGUGACAUGUAUGGAGUUGAUUGAACACCUCCAGCUUUGGGAAGUGGAGGGUUUUUCCAAUGUUGUGUUUGGAUAUAUGAAUCCCUGUGCUGUGAUCAUCAGCACUCCCAAUGUAGAGUUCAAUCCUUUGCUCCCGGGAUUAAGGGGAUUCAGAAACAAAGACCACAAGUUUGAGUGGACCCGAGCAGAGUUUCAGACUUGGGCACUGGGAGUUUGCAUGGAAUAUGGUUACUCAGUAGAGUUCACUGGCGUAGGAGUGGCUCCAGGUCAGAACAGAGAUGUUGGAUUCUGCACCCAAAUUGCUGUUUUCCAAAGAGAUGCUGGGGUAUCAAAUGGACCCGUGAACAACGCUGUGCAAAUGGAACCUACAGUUUACAGACUGCUCUACAGGGUGGUUUACCCGAGCCUGUGUGACAACAACAUCUUCCAGAGGACUCUGGUUUGUCAAGUCCUCUACAGGGCAGAGAGCCUGAAAAGGGAAUUUGAGUUGGGUGAGCAAAGCAUGCAGUCUGACCUCACUGCAUGUGCCCACAGUUUACCACCAGACGUUGUGGCGGGGAGCACAGUGGUAUACAGGCACAGAAGCCAUGUUUUUGUGCCUCUGCAACAUGUGUGGACUGACCCCAAAGUGCAGGCUUUGUGUGGAAACAUCCACAGACUUCGACAGGCUCUGAUGGACGACUCGCGUGUGCAGCUGGAUACUGACAGAGAUGCUAUUAUACUACCUGAUGAGGGUGAAGAGGAGGAAGAUGAAGAGGAAACAGGUGAAUGUGAGGAGGGGAAUUUGACACCAAGCCCCGUAGUUGACAACUCAGAAGAGGACUGGGAGACUGAAAUUGGCUGAUGUCUUAGCUUAAAGGAAAGUUUAACUGAACAAAGGAGUCACCCUGGUAACCUUGUGGAAGUGUUGUCAUCUUUACUUAUAACAACUUAAAGACACAGUUUGUUUCCUGUUGUAAUUCCCAAUUGUUCUCAAGUUUCAUCUAACAAGUUCAUCUGAAGAAUUUUAAGAAAAACUUAAUAACCAGUCCCAGAGCAUGUUGCUACCACCACCAUGCUUAACAGUUCCCAGUGCUUUUGAGGGUAAAUGUCUCAUAUUUACUCCUCCAAACAUCUUUGUCUUAUCUGACCAUAAAACCUUGCUUCAGAAGGCUGUUCUUUA